Pediculus humanus corporis (human body louse) is the source of this 1149-nucleotide messenger RNA. RefSeq names its product LIM domain-binding protein, putative. NCBI's taxonomy places the organism in Eukaryota, Metazoa, Arthropoda, Insecta, Psocodea, Pediculidae. Gene Ontology annotation, biological process: positive regulation of transcription by RNA polymerase II; nervous system development; negative regulation of transcription by RNA polymerase II. The coding region runs from base 1 to 1149 and encodes 382 amino acids. Gene Ontology annotation, cellular component: transcription regulator complex; nucleus. The record is from RefSeq and is a predicted model, not a curated record. The transcript has 6 exons. Gene Ontology annotation, molecular function: LIM domain binding.
AUGAUAUUUGAUUUAUUUAUAUUAAAAAAAAAAAAAAAAAAUUUUUUUUGGUUCAGAUCUCUGCCUGUACCUAGGAGGCACACACCGUAUUUUGGUCAACCCGACUAUAGAAUAUAUGAACUGAAUAAACGCCUCCAACAGAGAACCGAGGAAAGUGAUAAUUUAUGGUGGGACGCGUUCGCAACAGAAUUUUUCGAAGAUGACGCGCAACUUACGCUUACUUUUUGUUUAGAAGAUGGACCUAAAAGAUACACAAUAGGAAGAACGUUAAUCCCUAGGUAUUUCAGGAGUAUAUUCGAAGGUGGUGUCACUGAAUUAUAUUAUAAUUUAAAACAUCCAAAAGAAUCUUUUCACAACACGAGUAUAACAUUAGACUGCGAACAGUGUUCCAUGAUCACGCAUCACGGGAAGCCAAUGUUCACUAAGGUUUGCACGGAGGGACGACUAAUACUUGAAUUUACAUUUGAUGAUCUUAUGAGAAUAAAAACGUGGCAUUUUUCUGUGAGAACCCAUCGUGAACUCAUACCGAGGUCCGUUGUCGGCAUGCAUUCGGCACAGGAUCCAUCAAUGCUCGAACAAUUAUCUAAAAAUAUAACGAGACAAGGAAUAACAAAUUCUACACUCAACUACCUCAGGUUAUGUGUGAUUUUAGAGCCAAUGCAAGAAUUAAUGUCGAGGCAUAAAGCGUAUGCUCUUAGUCCUAGAGAUUGUUUAAAAACUACUCUGUUUCAAAAAUGGCAAAGAAUGGUUGCUCCUCCUGAGUCUCAAAGGCCUGCAAAUAAAAGGCGGAAACGAAAAGGUUCAAAUUCAGCGGCUGUGAACAAUACAGCGCCGGUACCCAAUAAGAAAAGGUCGCCCGGACCGAAUUUUUCGCUGGCAUCUCAAGACGUCAUGGUGGUCGGAGAACCCUCACUCAUGGGUGGAGAAUUCGGAGACGAAGAUGAGAGACUGAUCACGAGGUUGGAAAACACUCAGUACGACGCAGCUAAUUCGUUAGAUCACGAUAAUCACGGAUUUUCAGAUUCCCCGAUGACGGGUGGACCUAAUUCUUGGGGAGGAGGACCCGACAGGGGUCCCAUAGGUCCUCCCCAAGGCAAUACACCGUCCAGUCAAGAUUCUGACAAAAAGUCUCCGGCUGUAAGUCAGUGA